AUGGCUCCUUCAAAGUGGGACGAGGAAGAGGAGGAUGUUGCGCCUCCCGUUGUCGCCCCCCGCCGCAGAUUCGACGAUGAGGAAGAGGAUGAUGUUCUUGACUCUUGGGAUGCCGCCGAAGACUCCGAGGCAGAGCGCGAAAAGGUUAAGAAGGCCGCUGAGGCCGAGGCUAAGGCUAAGGCUGCCGCUGCCGCCAACAAGAAGACCAAGGCUCAGCGGAUAGAAGAGCACCGUGAGCAGCGGAGGCUUGAUGCCGACGACUCGGACGACUUCGACGCAGACGAGACUGAGGCUGAGCGCCGUGAUCGCCUCCGCCGUGCUGAGAAGGAUACUGAUCUCCAGCACGCUUCUGAUCUCUUCGCUGAUAUCGAUCUCAAGCGCAACCGUGGUGCUCCCAAGGCCGUUGUUGUCAGCGAUAGCACCGACCCCACCAAGUCUAUCGACCUCUCCUCCAUGCCGCUCUUCAAGCCUACUACCAAGGAUCAGUUCGCUCAACUCACGGAGGUUCUCAUUCCCCUUCUCACUCCUCACUCCAAGAAGCCACAAUACUCUCUUUGGGCUCAAGACUUCACUCGCAAACUCGUCAAGGAACUGCCCAGUGCUGAGAUGAAGAAGAUCGCCAGCGCUCUGACUACCGCUAGCAACGAGAAGAUGCGCGAGGAGAAGAAUGCUGACAAGGGUAGCAAGAAGACUAAGGCUGCCAAGACCAAGGUUUCCCUUGUUUCCUCUCGUGACGGCCAGGUCGAUAGCAGUUCCUACGAUAAUGAUGAUGGACUGGGCGAUGAUGACUUCAUGUAA
Messenger RNA from Penicillium taxi, 798 nucleotides. Its product is annotated as eukaryotic translation initiation factor 3 subunit J. The record is from RefSeq and is a predicted model, not a curated record. Gene Ontology annotation, molecular function: translation initiation factor activity. Lineage: Eukaryota; Fungi; Ascomycota; Eurotiomycetes; Eurotiales; Aspergillaceae. Gene Ontology annotation, cellular component: eukaryotic translation initiation factor 3 complex; cytoplasm. The transcript has 2 exons. The coding region runs from base 1 to 798 and encodes 265 amino acids.